UUUUUGAAGAGCCCGAAGACCCAAGUAACCGGUCAUUUUUUUCUGAGAUCAUCUCCUCCAUCUCCGAUGUCAAAUUCAGCCACAGUGGGAGGUAUAUCAUGACCAGGGACUAUCUCACCGUCAAGGUGUGGGACCUGAACAUGGAGAACCGGCCCAUUGAGACCUACCAGGUCCACGACUACCUGCGCAGCAAGCUCUGCUCGCUCUACGAGAACGACUGCAUCUUCGACAAGUUCGAGUGCGUCUGGAACGGCGCCGACAGCGUCAUCAUGACCGGCUCCUACAACAACUUCUUCCGCAUGUUCGACCGCAACACCAAGCGGGACGUGACGCUGGAGGCCUCGCGGGAGAGCAGCAAGCCCCGCGCCAUCCUCAAGCCCCGCAGGGUCUGCGUGGGCGGCAAGCGCAGGAAGGACGAGAUCAGCGUGGACAGUCUGGACUUUAGCAAGAAGAUCCUGCACACAGCUUGGCACCCCUCCGAGAAUAUC
Molecule: messenger RNA, 488 nt
Organism: Merops nubicus (carmine bee-eater)
Lineage: Eukaryota; Metazoa; Chordata; Aves; Coraciiformes; Meropidae
Product: serine/threonine-protein phosphatase 2A 55 kDa regulatory subunit B beta isoform
Exons: 3
Biological process (GO): peptidyl-serine dephosphorylation
Cellular component (GO): protein phosphatase type 2A complex; cytosol
Molecular function (GO): protein phosphatase regulator activity; protein binding
Source: RefSeq, a predicted model, not a curated record